Molecule: messenger RNA, 1008 nt
Organism: Paramecium sonneborni
Lineage: Eukaryota; Ciliophora; Oligohymenophorea; Peniculida; Parameciidae
Source: the annotation of a GenBank genome assembly
AUGAAAAGCGAAUAUAAUUUGUAAAUUAAAUUUGAUAAGGCGAAUAAUACUUUUAAGCCAGGAGUAUGAAAUAUAUUUGAAAUAGGAUUUUGUUUCUGGAUAAGUUUCUCUUAUAUUUACAGAUCUAUAAUAGAAAAGACUUGAAAUAAAAUAAUUUAUAUGGAAAUCUGAAGGGACAAUAAUAUCAUAAAAUAAAGAAACGCACAAAGAUUUAGAGAGGAUGUCAAGUUAGCUUCAUCCUGUUUUACUACAUUAACUAGAUGGAAAAUUGACUACAGAUAAUUAUAUGUAGAAUAAUAAUAAUUUAUAGAAUUUAGAUUAUAAGAGAAGAAUAGUUUUCCAUUUAAAUACCAAUUAACUCCAUAUUAAGAUAGGAAAAUUUUGGAAACUUAUGUUGGUGUUUAUAUUGCAAUAUAAUAUUCAAUAGAAGCAGAAUUAACAUUAGCUAAUGGAUUAAAAGUUACCUCAAUAAUUCCUUAUUUUGUUUAUGUACCAGGAUAAGGAAAUGACAGAAUUAAGCAGACAGAAAAAUAUCCUAGAGUUGAACAUUUUUUGAUAACUCCAGAUAAAUUAUUAGGAAAUUCAAGCACAAUGAAUAAAACAUAGAGUGCCAAAUUUAGAAUUAAUGGAUAGAUUGACACAACAAUUUGUUUAUUUUAAGAAGAUUUUCAUGGAUACAUAAUUAUUUAAGAAUGUGAUUCUGAAAUAAGAACAAUAGAUAUAUAGUUUAUAAGAGUAGAGAAAUUAGAAAAUAAUUUAGGAAAAAUUAGUGAAGCAACAGAGAUUUAGUUGAUAUAAAUUGUAGAAGGGAAUGCUACAAGAGGAUUAGAAUUACCUUUUCAUAUGAUAUUUCCAAAAUAUUUUUCAUGUCCAAAUUUUCAAUUUAGAGAAUUUAGUGGUAUGAAAUAUUAAUAUUAUUUAGUUGAUUUUGAAGUGAACUUAGUUAUGAUAUUAUAUGAUGGAUUUAAAGUGACAUUAAACUUUCCAUUAAAUAUUAUUAGAAAAUGA